UAGAGACCCGGCGCUGGCGAAACCCACCAAACCGGAGUUACCGACCCGACUGUCCCGCGAGCGAAAGCUGGAAAUAAUACCUAAACCUACUUCUUGACAUGGUAUCAAAACAGAGCUUUUGCUGAGAGUUUGAUUUAUAAAGAAAUUAUGGUUCGACUGACCUUGGAUCUAAUUGCCAGAAACAGCAAUCUUAAACCCGGAAAAGAAGAAACCAUUUCACAGUGCCUGAAGAAAAUAACUCAUGUAAAUUUUUCAGACAAAAAUAUAGAUGCAAUUGAAGACCUCUCUCUUUGCAAAAAUCUUAGUGUUUUAUAUUUAUAUGAUAAUUGUAUUAGUCAAAUCACUAACCUGAAUUAUGCCACAAAUCUGACCCACUUGUACCUACAAAACAAUUGUAUUUCAUGUAUAGAGAACCUCAGGUCAUUAAAGAAACUGGAAAAAGUGUAUCUGGGAGGCAAUUACAUUGCUGUCAUAGAAGGUUUAGAAGGAUUAGGAGAACUAAGAGAGCUUCAUGUUGAGAAUCAGAGGCUUCCCCUCGGGGAAAAGCUUCUGUUUGAUCCAAGAACUCUUCAUUCUCUAGCAAAAUCCCUCUCUAUAUUGAAUAUCAGCAAUAAUAAUAUUGAUGACAUUAGAGACUUAGAAAUACUGGAGAAUCUUAAUCAGCUCAUAGCCGUUGACAACCAACUUCUGCAUGUGAAGGAUUUGGAGUUUUUACUGAACAAGUUGAUGAAGCUGUGGAAAAUUGACCUAAAUGGAAAUCCUGUUUGUCUCAAACCAAAAUACAGGGACAGACUGAUACUGGUGUCCAAAUCACUGGAAUAUCUUGACGGAAAAGAAAUUAAAAAUAUAGAAAGACAAUUUCUAAUGAAUUGGAAAGCAUCCAAAGAUGCCAAGAAAAUCAGCAAAAAAAGGAGCAGUAAAAGUGAGGAUGCAAGCAAUUCACUCAUAAGUAACUUUGAAACAAUGCAUCACUUCGUUCCUGUUUAUUACCCACAGGUGGGUAAGCCAAAAUUAGUCUUUUUCUCUGAAAUACAGAGAUACCCUGUAAAUGGAAAUGCAUCUCCAGAAAGUUCCCGAGAAGAUUACACUAAAAUUAUUGAAGAGAUGGGGAAUCUCUCUUUGAAGCAAUCUGAAAGCUUGCUGACAAAAAAUGAUGUGCAUGAACCUCACCUUUUCCAUAACCCCAAAGAAAAAGAAAAUUUGUUUGCGGAAAAUGAGUAA
Messenger RNA from Rhinopithecus roxellana (golden snub-nosed monkey), 1221 nucleotides. It is a transcript of the gene PPP1R42, whose product is annotated as protein phosphatase 1 regulatory subunit 42. The coding region runs from base 148 to 1221 and encodes 357 amino acids. Gene Ontology annotation, molecular function: protein binding. The transcript is spliced from 9 exons. Lineage: Eukaryota; Metazoa; Chordata; Mammalia; Primates; Cercopithecidae. The record is from RefSeq and is a predicted model, not a curated record.